AUUGCCUCCUUCCCUCCCACCACGAUGGCAGCAUUGAGCGAGGCAGUUAGACGAGAGAUUGGGCAGCACUUCGUGUUUGGAUUUCACGGCCAAGACGUGGACGAUAACAUUAGGUCGCUCAUUACCGAAUACUUUGUCGGAAAUGUCAUCAUUAUGAAGCGUAACAUUCAAAGUUCUGCACAGGUCAAGGCGGUUACAGAUGCCUUGCAGAAGCUCGCAAAGGACUCUGGACAUGAAAAGCCCUUGCUCAUAGGCACAGAUCAGGAAAACGGUCUCGUUUCCGCCUUCUCGCUUGCAUCCGGGGAGGCUGGCACCCAGUUCCCCGGCGCCAUGGCACUCGCGGCUACAGGCUCAACAGAGCUCACGGAGCGUGUGUACCGCGCGACGGCGGAAGAACUGAGGGCUGCAGGGAUCAACUGGGCCUACAGCCCCGUCGCUGACGUCAACAGUGAUCAUAGGAAUCCCGUCAUCGGUGUUCGAUCUUUUGGCGAUGAUCCCCAUGAGGUGGCGCGGUUCACAGCUGCUGCACAUCGCGGACUGGCCUCGGGGAACGUCAUCGCCUGCGCCAAACACUUCCCCGGGCACGGCGACACGCACGUCGACUCCCACCUCGCACUGCCGCGCAUCAUGAAAUCCCGCGCAGAACUUGAUGCGACCGAGCUGGUCCCGUUCAAGGCACUCGUCGGGUCCUUCUCCUCCGCCGAGCCGAUACCGUCGAUCAUGACCGGGCACAUGGCGCUGCCCAACAUUACCGGCGACGACACGCCCUGCUCGCUUUCCCGGGCGGUUACCACUGGGCUCCUCCGCAUUGACAUGAAAUACUCAGGGGUCAUCGUCACGGACUGUCUGGAGAUGGAAGCCGUCGCGGAGACGUACGGCUCAGAGGGCGGCGCGGUGAUGAGCCUCGAAGCCGGCGCGGACAUCGUCAUGAUAUGCCAUCGGAUUGACCGCCAGCGCGGCGCCCUCGAAGCGACCUACCGCGCGAUUGAGCAGGGAAGGCUGUUUAUCGAUGAGCUCCGCAUCAGCGGCGAGCGCAUCAGAGCGCUGAAAGACAAGUACUGCGGCACUUGGAACGACGUGGCGACGAAGCAUAUCUUGGACUCCGUGGCGCUUGCGAAGCUGAAGCGGGAGAAUCUCGCGCUGGCGCAGGAAGCAUACGCCACGUCCAUCGCACUGGUCCGGGAUUUGAAUGGAACGUUGCCCCUCGUAGGCGGCGCUUCGGCCGGUCUCGCGCUCUUCACGCCUCAGAUGGAGAGCGUUAACCUCGCCGUGGAUGACGCCGAAGGCGUCCUUCGCACCGCCGACGGCACGAAGCGGAACACCGCCGGGCCUUCUUAUCUCGCCCUCGCCCAGGCGUUGUCCGCUCACGUCGAGAACGAUAUCCAGCACGUCGUAUACACCCCACAAAGCGCGGACGCGGAGUUCCCGGAUCUAGGCGGCGCGAAGUCGGUCGUGUUCGCGCUGAGGAACGCAGACCGCAGCGCGUGGCAACUCGACAUGCUCCGCAGGGUCGUCGAUGCCGCCCGCGCCGCGCAGGCGAAGCUUGUCCUCGUCUCUACGUGCACGCCUUACGAUCUUCUAGACGUGGAGAUACCCGGCGUGCGCGAGGCGGCGUACCUCGCAACCUUUGAGUUCACCAAGCCUGCGCUGGAGACGGCCGCGAACGUAAUCUUCGGCGUGACCAAGCCAACAGGCAAGGUCCCCGUCCUCGGCGGCAAGGUCUGACGUUCGUAGCCCAUCUCCGCCGAACUUUGAACAGAUGUACCAGGUGUUUGAACAUAAAAAAAUGUGACGAUAAAUACUACAGUAAA
Punctularia strigosozonata HHB-11173 SS5 is the source of this 1811-nucleotide messenger RNA. RefSeq names its product glycoside hydrolase. Gene Ontology annotation, biological process: carbohydrate metabolic process; peptidoglycan turnover. NCBI's taxonomy places the organism in Eukaryota, Fungi, Basidiomycota, Agaricomycetes, Corticiales, Punctulariaceae. The coding region runs from base 25 to 1725 and encodes 566 amino acids. Gene Ontology annotation, molecular function: hydrolase activity, hydrolyzing O-glycosyl compounds. The transcript has 8 exons. The record is from RefSeq and is a predicted model, not a curated record.